CUCAGUUUUAGGUUAUUGUUUUAUUAUCCCCUUAAGCUUCACUCUUUUCUUCUCUCACUCUCUCUUUUCUUCUUCAUCAUUCAUCUUCCUUCUUCUUCUUCUUCAAGUAAGGUUUUACUAAUACAAAAGAAGUAAGAAGAUGAUGUUAGGGAAGAGACCUCGUCCACCAAUGAAAAGAACAACAAGUAUGUCAGAAAUAACCUUCGAUCUGAACACAGUAACAACAGAAGAAGAUCCCAAUAACAACAACAACCUUUUCAACCGUCAUGGACCUGGUGUUGGUCCGUACGGUCCAUAUCCACCAACUUCUCCUGGAAUCAACGGUUCAGAUCAGAGCAGGGUUAUGUCCAUGGUAUCACCUAGAAACCUUAGAAGAAAUUCAGCUGAUAUGACUCACAACCCUGAUUUCUUACGCUCUUGCUUUCUCUGUAAACGUCGUUUGGUACCUGGUCGUGACAUCUACAUGUACAAAGGAGAUAGUGCUUUCUGCAGUCUAGAGUGUCGUCAACAGCAGAUGAAUCAAGAUGAGAAGAAAGAUAAGUGUUCUGUGGUAUCAAAGAAACAAGUUGUGGUUGCAGCUGGGUCUAAAGUGGUUGCCACAAAUUUGUAGCAUAUGAUAUAUCCAAACAAGGAUAAAUUGAUGGCAUGCAAUAUUAAUUAGCCAUAUGUCCCUGGGUAAAUUAUUAUUAUUUAAAUAUGUUAAUUAAAUAUUUAUAUAUACCUAGCUCCCUCUUUUUUCUCUAUGAACUCUUGGAUUUUUUUUUUUCUUUUGGUUCUGGCUUUGUAAUUUUUAUCUUGGCUACAGUGGUUAUCCACUUCUUUGAUUCUUAUUAGGCCAGUAAUUUUGAAGCAACUGUUGUAUUUUCCCUUGGAUUUUGAGUCAUCAUAAUGUGUAAAAAGAAAAAAAAUAUAUUAAGAGAGAAAAUGCAUUCUCAUAUCUUAGCAAUUUUCAAUGGUGGAUUAAUUGUA
This is a messenger RNA of Medicago truncatula (barrel medic), 969 nucleotides long. RefSeq names its product FCS-Like Zinc finger 5. The coding region runs from base 140 to 610 and encodes 156 amino acids. NCBI's taxonomy places the organism in Eukaryota, Viridiplantae, Streptophyta, Magnoliopsida, Fabales, Fabaceae. The transcript has 2 exons. The record is from RefSeq and is a predicted model, not a curated record.